AUGCCAAAUAAAUAUCAAUGGUUUUGGAGAUCGUCUAUUAAUUGUGCUAUAUCUAAUAUUCGGGAAGACUGGCAAAAAUUCUCUGACGUCGAAAUAACUAUUAUUGAAGAUGCCUAUCAAAAACAGCGAGAUCAUGUUGAAUUGAAUAACGAUAUAAUUUAUUUUAAACAUUUUCUACAAAUCAAUAAAUUAGAUUCAACUAAAACGAAAUCGGUUAAACGAAUAUUUUGUGAAAAUAGAUCAAAAGAAGAACAAUUUCAUUCAUUCAGAAGAAAUGUUUGGUGGACACAGACAAACUAUCCUGAUAAUGAAGAUAACGUUCUAGUUAAACAACAAGAGAACCAGAUUAAAAGAGUAAAUGAAAAAUCAAAUUGGUGCAAUCGAAUUGAUACCAUAGAUGUAUCGAUACAGUCGACAACUGUUUCCGCAAAACAAAUAUUCAAGACAAACUUGAAAAGUCUUUCAGAAAAUAAUCUAACACAACUACAAUAUCAACCGUAUUUUAAAUCAUGCCCAUCAUUAACAUAUAGUUGGCCUAUGGAAGAUAAAUAUAUUUUAUCUCCAUUUUAUUCCAAUCAAUUGACAGUACUGUCAGGUUCAGCAUCAGGAUUAGCCACAAUUGGCCUUCAAAAUCUUGUUAGACGUUAUACAAAUAUUUCUGUCCCUGCCGAUGAAAAAUCAGCAUGGGCUAUUAUCGAACCACAUUUUUCUCAAGGACCACCUCGUCUUCGACUUGAAACAGUUUUUGAUGUAAUUCAACAAUACAUUGAUCCUAAUCUAUCUCUACUAGAUGUGCUAAUGACUGAUACACCAGUGAUUGACCGAUCUCAUGAUAUACUCGCCAUGUUAGCAAUGAAAUGUACAGUAAUAACAACAAAUUUCGAUCACUUAAUUGAAGAUGCUGCACGUUUGCAUCUAGGAGACGAUCCAAAUAGAAUACCAUUUGAUGUAUUUUGUACUGAAGAACAUUUCAAGAAUGCCUUUGAUUCAAUUCAAAGUAACACAUCAUCGAAUUUAACUGGUCUAUGGAAACUUCAUGGCAGUGUCGCAAUAUGGCAGAAUGAAAAAAGAGUGCUCGUACGUGCUGAUCAAAACGGUGGUCCAAUAGCAACUCUGAAACGAUUCUCAUCGACACGAGAAUCUAAUGAACGUCGUUAUUUUUUACAUCAUCUGUUAGAAACACAACCAUUUAUAAUUAUAGAUUAUUCAGCUACCGAUGAUUUUGAUGUUAUACGUUGGUUAAAAUCUGUUAAAUUACCAUUGAAUGUACUUUGGAUUCAGCAUAUGGAUGAUUCAUUUGAACCUAUAAUUUGGAGCGGAAUCGAUAUAGCAAAGGGUAUACCAAGUAACAUGGCUUCAUUCGAUCGAGGUCUCAUUACAAUAGCUUCGAUUUGGCAUGAGCGGGGCAUUGCUGAUCGCCUGACAGUUGUAACAAUAGCUGAUUCAGUUAGUUUCUUAGCUCAAAUCACUCAUUUAAGUCCUAAUUUCAAAGAAGAAAUCACUGAAAAUAUUGAUUCAAAUACAGAAUAUUCAAGUUCAUUGCCGACUCAAUGGCAAAGUUAUAUUGUCAGUGGUGCCAUACUUUCUCAUUUGUCGUAUUUUUCCGAAGCAAAACAUUAUUUUGAUUAUGCAACUAGUACAUCAAUUGAAGGUACUCGCGAAUAUUGUAUAGCUAGAUUAGCAGCUGCUGAAGCUGCAAUUGAAAUCGGUAAUAGAAAUGCGCGUAUUCAAGCGAUGAAUGAUGCUAUUGAUGCAGCUGAAGCUGCACCACUGUCGCUGAGUUCAUGGGCAAAUCGAAGAGCAAAAUUCAUUAGUGCAAAAGUAAAAAGAUUUGUUGAAAAAGAUGGACAAUCUAUAGCUAUUGUAGAACUGCAACAAUUAUUAAAUCAAUGCGGAAAGCCUAAUGAGAAAUGCGUUGGAGAAGAACGAAAUGUUGCACUUGAAGCAGCUAUUUUAUUGGCACAAUUGAGACGUUAUUUACCUUCUUCUCCUGAGCCAUCUGAUGUGGCUAAACAAUGGAUUGAAUUAAUACCAAAAAUUGGUUUAUUACAUACAAAAGGAAUGAAUCUUCAUGAAUCGGCAUUGAAUAAAUAUCAAUUAGCAACAAAUAUCGAAGAAAUCGAUGAUGCUAUUCUUGUCAUGAAAGAAGCUAUUGAAAUUCGCGAAGAACUUGGCCAUAUGAGAGGACUUGUUGCUAGUUUAAAUGUACUCGGUUCGAUGCAAAUGAGACUUGCAGAUUGGAGUUUACCAUUUGAAAUCAAACACAUAAAAUGUGCUGCAGAACAAUUUCGUCGUUCAAUAGAAUAUUCUGACAAACACGCAGCUGUAUUUGAUCAAUUUCAAGCACGUAUUCAUCUUGCAAUCUGCCUUCUUCGUUAUCCAUCCGUUAUAGAUUCCAUUGAUGAAUUAAAAGAAAUUUUAAAUUUUUUUCGAACACGAACAACCGAUGAUCUUCGAACCGAAAUUGAAAGUGAAUUUUGUUUAGCAAUGAGUAUAUUUACUAGUUCAGUAUUAUCGUUAGAAGAACGAUGUGAUCAUAGUACACAACUUUUCAAUGAAUUAGUCAAUAAAUAUACAUCAAAUAAUGAUGUUCGUUUGAUUCGUAUUCUUGCUGCAGCACGUUUCAAUGCUGAACUAUGUCAAGAUUGGAAAAAAGGACAAAUUCAUACACUGAAUCCAGAACUUACACGAGAUAUAAUAACAAGAAAAACGCAAGCAAAUAUCAAUUUAUAUUGGCAAAUGCGUAUACUACGUGCGGAAACACAAAUUCCACUUAACACGUAUGAUCAACUACAACUUCUUUUAGACCCUCUAUCACCUUAA
Molecule: messenger RNA, 2823 nt
Organism: Rotaria socialis
Lineage: Eukaryota; Metazoa; Rotifera; Eurotatoria; Philodinida; Philodinidae
Source: the annotation of a GenBank genome assembly